Colletotrichum orchidophilum is the source of this 354-nucleotide messenger RNA. RefSeq lists its product as uncharacterized. The transcript is spliced from 2 exons. Bases 1 to 354 code for a protein of 117 amino acids. NCBI's taxonomy places the organism in Eukaryota, Fungi, Ascomycota, Sordariomycetes, Glomerellales, Glomerellaceae. The record is from RefSeq and is a predicted model, not a curated record.
AUGCAUUUCUUCAAGAUUUUGGUUUACAAUAUUGUGUGUCUUUCCCUGGCACUAGCAGGCGUCAUCGAUGAUGGCAGCGCUCGUAGUGUCACAAGUUUUACUGAGAAUCAGGAGCUGGAGAGAGCUGUUCCUGAGCCGGUCGCCAUUACAUCAAAUAGCAAAGAUGUGCUACUCAGUUCGACUGGUAACACAAAAAGAACCGAUCUCGACAAGACGGCUGCCGGAAAUGAGGAUAUGCAAGAUCGAGGUCCAGGCAUCCUACCCGCGCCGCAUGACGCUGAAUUAGAAACGAUGGAAGUCGAAGAACGCGAAGUUGCCAUCACCAACGAUCUCAUCGGUAGAGAUGAUCCUUAG